This is a messenger RNA of Paramecium sonneborni, 1270 nucleotides long. Lineage: Eukaryota; Ciliophora; Oligohymenophorea; Peniculida; Parameciidae. The record is from the annotation of a GenBank genome assembly.
AUGAAUUGCUAAACUGAGUAAAUUUUAAGUGAUAAUGAAAUAUAAUCCAUUUAUGGGCAACUUUAGGCUAAUCUAAAAUAAAUUUAGGAGUGUUUAAAGCAUAAUAAAUCAUUAAUGAAGGUUCUUCUUCAUUGUUAUAUAUAGGACUUUGGGGAAGUAACCUGUGAGUAUGGAUCUAAAAUUGAAGCAUUUUCAAAGAAAUCUAUCUCUGAUAUAAUUGGAAUUAACACUAAUAGAUUGUUCAAAGAAAUGGGUUAAUAAGUAAUAUAUUAAUAAUUUUAGAUAAAACUUUUGGGGUCUAAAAUAAUAGGAUCAUCUUAAGCAAUAAAAGAAUUGAUAGUUCCUAUAAAUGAUGGAAGUAAAACAUUAAAAUAGUCUUUUAAUGAUUAUGUAAAGUAAAUAGAGGCAAGAAAAAGAGAUUAAGAUGAAUAGUAUAAAAAAAUAGAAGAUUUAAAGUCAAAAAUAUCCUCUUUAUAAAAAUCUACAUAUUCAAAUGAAAAAUCUGCUACUUCUCAACUCAAACAGUUGAAAUAAUAAGAAAAAAUGAUGGAAGAAGAAUAAAAAAUGAAAUAUUAAUAGGUUUUAAUAUGUAAAAGAGAUCUUUGUACUUUUAUUGUAGAAGAAAGUUAAAUGAUUGAAUAUAAAAUAAAUCAUUCAUCAACCAAAUGCUAUGAAAUUAUUUAUCUUAGUUUAGAAUAUUUCUUUUCUAAGUUUAAUCAAGUAGCAUUACUAAAAUAAUUACCAGAGAGUUAUCCUACUAUUUAAAAUAGAACUUAAUAAAGAAGUGCAACAGAAAGUAGAUCACAUAAUAAUACAUAAUUUGCACCUUCUAAAUAAAGAUCUAUAUCACCUGUAAAUCAAAUUUAAAAGUAAAAAUUUUAAAUGUAUAUAUAGAAAUAAUAAUGAAAUUUAUGCACAAAAAAAACCUUAUAUGAAUUAAAAUUAAAUAUUAAAAUCUAAUCGUGAUGAAGAAUAAAAUGAUAUUAAAUAUAAGAGCAAAACACUUUCAAAAAUAUAAUUUAAUAAUUAAUUAAUAGAGUCUGAAGAUUGUUAUAGUAAUGUUAAUGAAAAAAGUAGUUAAUAAAUCAAAAUUUUAAACACUAAUAAUAAAGAGAAUUAAAAUAUAAAUUUAAGUAAUCUUUUAAAUAGAAAAUAAAGUGGAGCUAAUUUAAAAAGAUCAGAAAAUAGCAAUGCUUCAAUAUUUAAUUGUAAAGGUCAUGGUUUUUUUAGUAAUUAAGAUUCUUUAAAUGAAGCAUACAAAAAUGAAUGA